This is a messenger RNA of Dothidotthia symphoricarpi CBS 119687, 1008 nucleotides long. RefSeq lists its product as uncharacterized. The annotation marks the transcript as partial. Gene Ontology annotation, cellular component: nucleus. The record is from RefSeq and is a predicted model, not a curated record. Gene Ontology annotation, biological process: regulation of DNA-templated transcription. Gene Ontology annotation, molecular function: transcription cis-regulatory region binding; DNA-binding transcription factor activity, RNA polymerase II-specific. Lineage: Eukaryota; Fungi; Ascomycota; Dothideomycetes; Pleosporales; Dothidotthiaceae. The transcript has a single exon.
CCCUGCAUGCCUUUUGUGAUUCUUCCCGUUGAUAUAAACGCGUCCAGUCUAGCCAGUAUCAAGCCGUUCUUGCUGCAGGUCAUCACCACUGUGGCAUUCUUCCAUGACACGGCCAAACAGCAAAUCAUGGCGACAGAUGUUAUGCGUCAGGUUUCUGAGAGAAUGCUAAUCCAGGGAGAAAAGUCGAUGGAUCUGCUCCAGGGCUUGCUCGUCUUCUUGAGCUGGUUCAACCCUCACUCCUUCCUCCCCCAGAACCAUACCAACUUUCUUCAUCUUGCUAUGGCGCUCACUGUCGAUCUCAAUAUUGAUCGUAUGCCCGGCUUAUGCGAGAAGGUCGCGAUGGAGGCUGCAUCGAAAGCGCAUGGGAUACCCCAACCAGCCAAGACCAUAUCCAACGACGAACGUCGGGCUGUCAUUGGCAUCUUCUAUUUGACAUCGCAGAUCUUCACUUCAUUCAGAAAGGUCGAUACUCUGAAAUGGACGCCUUGGCUCACGGAGUGUGUCAAUGUGCUGAUCCACGCUCAAGAAUACGGAAGCGAUACAUUCCUCGUGCAACUCGUGCAAACGCAGCGCAUCAUGCACGAAGUCAUGUCCACCGAGUACGAUCACGCGCCAGUACAGUUCUAUGCCAAAUCGUUUUUGAGCGACCUUGAUAGUAUUGGAUCUCCAAGUGGAGACGGUACUAUGGCGACUGUGCGGCGCUUACAAUAUGCCUGCACACGAACUGCGAUUUGGGAGCGCUCUUUCGCAACUCUGACUGCAAACAAGGUCAAAGAAAAUGACCUCCGGCAACGGUUAGAUGGUAUGUGGCGUUGCAUGGAGGCUGUGAAAGCUUACAUUGAUGUAUACAUGGAGAUGCCCCCAGAGGACUAUCUGUUUGUUCCGUUUGGGGUCUUUGCCCAAUUCGCGUACAUUUUCGUGGUUAUCAUCCGAGCAUCGUCUAUCACAACAGACGGUUGGGAUGUCAAGGCCCUCCGUGAGUACAUCGACUUCUCUACGCUUAUGGAA